GAUAAAAUGUAUAAUUCUGAAUUUUUCUAUGAGAAUAUGAAGAUACCUUCAAUCACUUUGAUUUGAAGACAGGACUGAAGAUGGAAAUGUGUUCUCAGACAGCAGUCGCCAACCUUUCGGACCUCACGGACCACCAGUAGUCCGUGGGCUACCGGUUGGUGACCACUGUUUUAAGAGGUUGAAAUCUUGGGCUCUAAAAUAGAAGGCCCUGAUUCAGCUCCUGGUUUUGUUACUAACAGAUGUGUAACUUUCAGCAAGAUAAGGACUCACAAUUCCAGAUAAUUAAACAAGCUAGAACUGCAGUUGGAAAAGAUGGUGACUAUUAUAAUCAAAGGAUUUAUUCUUCAUUACCUGUCGAAGUUCCUCUGAAUCACAAACGAUUUGUUUGUGAUCUGACCCAAGCUGAUCGUCUUGCCCUCUAUGAUUUUGUAAUUGAGGAGACAAAGAAAAAGCGCUCUGAUUCUCAAAUUAUCGAAAAUGACAGUGAUCUCUUUGUAGACUUGGCUGCAAAAGUCAAUCAAGAUAAUAGUCGAAAAAGUCCAAAAUCUUACCUUGAAAUCUUGGCAGAAGUGAGGGAUUAUAAAAGAAGACGUCAAUCCUAUAGAGCUAAGAAUGUUCACAUAACCAAGAAAUCAUACACUGAGGUGAUUCGGGAUGUGAUAAAUGUGCACAUGGAAGAACUCAGUCAUAAUUGGCAAGAAGAGCAGGAAAAAGCAGAGGAUGAUGCUGAAAAGAGAGAAGAAAGGCGAUCAGCUUCAGUAGAUUCCCGGCAGUCUGGUGGAAGCUAUUUGGAUGCUGAGUGUUCACGGCAUAGAAGGGAUCGGAGUAGGAGCCCACAUAAACGAAAAAGAAAUAAAGAUAAAGAUAAAAAUUGGGAAUCAAGAAGGAGGAAAGAGAGGUAAGUCUAAUAUUGUAUUGUCCAACAGUGAAUUGUUUACCUUAAGGUAGAGUUUCUUAAAUAAUGUGUAGGUAGACAGUUAAUCGUGUUAAAAAGCUGUUUGCUUUUUUUUUUCCUGCUUCUUCCUUCCUCCCUUCAACUGUCCCUCUCUCUUUUUGUUUUCUUCCUUUGCUAAUUCCUAAGGUGUAG
Myotis brandtii (Brandt's bat) is the source of this 1087-nucleotide messenger RNA. RefSeq names its product U11/U12 small nuclear ribonucleoprotein 48 kDa protein. The coding region runs from base 240 to 902 and encodes 220 amino acids. Gene Ontology annotation, cellular component: U12-type spliceosomal complex; cytosol; nucleoplasm. NCBI's taxonomy places the organism in Eukaryota, Metazoa, Chordata, Mammalia, Chiroptera, Vespertilionidae. The record is from RefSeq and is a predicted model, not a curated record. The transcript has 7 exons.